This is a messenger RNA of Tinamus guttatus (white-throated tinamou), 2467 nucleotides long. The record is from RefSeq and is a predicted model, not a curated record. Lineage: Eukaryota; Metazoa; Chordata; Aves; Tinamiformes; Tinamidae.
AUGGACAAAAACAGCAAAGACUGGUUGAAGACGAAGAUAAGGACUGUAUCUUCAAAGCAUUGUCUGGAACUGGACAGUAGGACCAAAACAGGGCCUCUGAGCCAGAAUGGGGCCAUGUAUGGAAGUGAGUUCCGAGUCGUCAUCAAGUGGACACGGCGAGACAAGCACCAGGGGGUCUCAAAACCCACCAGAGACCACCAAAGGGACAGAGGGCGUACACGCGUGAGGGUGGGGAGGAGGGAUCCGUGUCCCUGCCCUGGCCGCGCGGCGCCUCUGGCCUCGUGGCCGCGAGGGCAGGUGCGAGUGCGGGGGGCGGCGGCCGGGCCCGCGCGGGGCGGCCUCGCUCGUGGUACCGCCCGCUGCGCCUGUGUGCGGGGAGCCGCAUGGAUGCGCCCGUGUGUCCGUGCGCAUAUGUGCGUGCACAUACGUGUUAACAACUGUCUUCAGCUGGUUAUCCAGACAUCAUCAAUAACAGAUAAAAACAAACCGUUUGAGUUCAGGAUAAAUAAAGAGCAGUCAUCUUUCCACAAUAGACUUCUGCAGCAUGAUCUGGAGAAGAACUAUUCAGGAAGGCAAGAUAACACAAAUUUUGGGAGCAGUUCAUCAAUAACAUCGUUUCCUGUAUUGCAACGUACAACUGAAGAGAAAAUCCUGAACUCUGAUAGGCUUACCCUGGAAAGGCAAAAAUUGACGGUGUGCCCAAUUAUUGAUGGGGAAGAUCAUCUUCGCCUCUUGAAUUUUCAGCAUAACUUUAUAACUCGGAUCCAGAAUAUUUCUAAUCUACAGCAUCUUGUUUUCUUAGAUUUAUAUGAUAAUCAGAUAGAGGAAAUCAGUGGGCUUUCAACUCUAAGAUCUCUGCGAGUCCUUUUGUUGGGGAAGAACAGAUUAAAGAAAAUCUCAAAUCUGGAGAAUUUAAAAAACCUUGAUGUUUUAGAUCUUCAUGGAAAUCAGAUCACUAAGAUAGAAAAUAUCAACCAUUUGGGUGAACUGAGAGUAUUAAACCUUGCCAGAAACCUACUGACCAUUGUAGAAAAUAUUAACGGACUGGAUUCACUCACAGAGCUCAACCUACGUCAUAAUCAAGUCUGUUCUAUAAAAGAUGUGGAUACUUUGCCCUGUCUCCAGCGUUUGUUCCUCAGCUUCAAUAACAUAUCUAGUUUUGAGGAUAUUCUGUGCCUUGCUGAUUCCUCAUCCUUGUCAGAUAUCACCCUUGAUGGCAAUCCAAUAGCUCAGGAGACAUGGUACAAGCACACUGUUCUCCACCAUAUGAUGCAGCUCCGACAGCUAGAUAUGAAGAGAAUCACAGAAGAAGAAAGGCGCAUGGCAUCAGUUGCAGUAAGGAGAGAGGAAGAAAGGAAGCGUGAAAGCCAUAAACAGACUUUGCUUAAGGAAAAGAAACGAUUAACAAUUUGUAAUAUUGCUCAUCAGUGGGAGAUACAGCAGAAUCGAGUAGCCCUUGUGGCUUCGUUGAAUACAGAUAAAGAUAAUGAGCCGUGUCAAAUCAAUGGCAGUGCUGCAUAUGUAUUUCCUGAAGAAAGCAGGUCUCUUGAUACAAUAUUGAGCAGUGCAGUACAAGGCUUGUCUGUUCUGGAGUCUCACUUGGUAGAAGUGGAAGGAGAUACCCUUUACUUGUAUGGUUCUGGAGCACUGGAGUGCCUGGAUCGAAACUGGAGUGUUCAAACAGCUGCAGCUGUUGUCACAGUCUCCUUUAUGUUCAUAGAGUUUGAUGAAAUUGUUCAAGUGUUAACAAAAUUGAAGACCAAAUUUCCUAAUUUUGUGCACCUGAAGUUUAAGGAAACAAAUCUUGCGGCACUGCAGCAAUUCAAUGCAUUAGCCCAGGUGAAUCGCAUUGAACAGUUGACUGUUGACCCUCAGGGAAAUCCAGUCAUCAGCUUCACUUUGUGGAAAUACUAUGUUCUGUUUAGACUGAACCAUUUUAAUCUACAGAAGAUAAAUGGAAUAGAGGUUACUCAAAAUGAUAUUGUAAUGGCUGAAAGGCUCUUUGGCCUUUUGGACUACAUAGCAUCUUCUGAGCUGCCACACUAUCGUAUGCUUUCACUACUUGGAGAAUCUAGGCGGAAACAAUUCCACUAUCUGCUAGAGGGAAAGGGAAAGAAAUCUGGGAUUGGAAAUGAGGAAAGUAAUGAUAACAGAGCUGGAGGAGAAAGCACAGCUCGAGCCACAUUGAAUUACAGCACAAAGGACUUUCAUAUGGAAAAGCUUGAGGAUAUCAAAGAAAGAAGAACGCUUUGCCAGACAUACGUCGAGAACUUAGUGAAAGAAGCUGCUGACAUCAAUAUGAAAAAUGAGUCCUUGCAGAAGCUCUGGCCUCAGAUGUUCAUUGAGCUUGUCAGAGACGCAGUGGUAGAAAUACGCAAUAAAAAUUCCUAUAUGAAACUCUGCUUGCAGCGGAUUGCUGAUCAAAAACAGUAGACUUAAGGCCUGUUGUUUUUGCAAGCGUUUGGUU